Messenger RNA from Psylliodes chrysocephalus, 1125 nucleotides. Lineage: Eukaryota; Metazoa; Arthropoda; Insecta; Coleoptera; Chrysomelidae. The record is from the annotation of a GenBank genome assembly.
AUGUCUGCGAAAGACACCACACUGGAAAUAGAGCACGAUGAUCCUAAAUUCAGGACAACUCCAUUGCAACAAGCAGCUGCUUCCUGUACAGGGGCCAUCAUAACAUCUUUAAUGGUGACUCCUUUGGAUGUCGUGAAAAUUCGAAUGCAGGUCCAGAAAAAGGCCGCGCAAAAUCAAACCAAGUGUUUUUUAUAUUGUAAUGGUUUGAUGGAUCAUUAUUGUAGUUGUAACCCUAAUGAUCCAAAUAGUAGGUGGCUGCAGCGACCGAGCCAGUUUACAGGGACACUGGAUGCUUUUAUUAAAAUUAGUCGUACUGAAGGAAUAAGUUCAUUAUGGAGUGGUCUAAGCCCUACUUUGAUGUUAGCAGUGCCUGCCACCGUAGUAUAUUUUGUAGUAUAUGAACAAUUAAGGACUAGAUUUAAAGAUAGGUACAAUAUAGAUAAAAAAAUAGAUGACACAAAGGUGCAACCGUUUUGGAUACCAUUGGUGUCUGGGGGCAUUGCUAGGAUUAUAUCUGUAUCCAUAGUUAGUCCCCUGGAAUUGUGCAGGACUAAGAUGCAAUCACAGAAGCUUAGUUAUUAUGAAUUAAACCAGGCAUACAAAUCUUUAUUAAGGCAAAGCGGUAUUAGGGGUUUAUGGAAAGGCAUUUUUCCAACUUUGUACAGAGACGUCCCAUUCUCUGCCAUCUAUUGGAUGAAUUAUGAAACUAUUAAAAAAUUAUUGGCUGAAAAUGAAAAUAUUCCUCCAUUUUGGGUCAGUUUUGUGGCUGGUGGUAUAUCAGGUUCUCUGGCAGCCACUGUUACUACGCCCUUCGAUGUUGUCAAAACCCACCAACAGAUAGAAUUUGGCGAAGGUACUUUAUAUUCUGAAGGCGAAACUAAAAGGUCUCGAUCGACCAUGGAGGUAAUCAGGGAGAUACAACGGGAACACGGCUUCAGGGGACUGUUUACAGGACUGGCUCCUCGACUAAUAAAAGUUGCACCGGCCUGUGCUAUUAUGAUAUCGACAUUCGAAUACGGAAAAGUAUUUUUCAAAAGAUUAGUUUAUCAACAGAUUGACGCUCCAUUUAGUGCAUCAGAUUUCCAGGCGUCUUCUAAUCUUGUUCCUAGCAAAGAGGGAUUUUGA